This is a messenger RNA of Micropterus dolomieu (smallmouth bass), 5358 nucleotides long. RefSeq names its product vitellogenin-2-like. The transcript is spliced from 33 exons. Gene Ontology annotation, biological process: lipid transport. Gene Ontology annotation, molecular function: lipid carrier activity. NCBI's taxonomy places the organism in Eukaryota, Metazoa, Chordata, Actinopteri, Centrarchiformes, Centrarchidae. The record is from RefSeq and is a predicted model, not a curated record.
UGCAGUUGUUCACAUUCACCAGCCAUGAAGGUGCUUGUGCUAGUUCUCACCGUGGCCCUUGCGGCGGGGAGCCAAGUCAAUUUAGCCCCUGAAUUUGAUAACGGAAAGACCUACAUCUAUAAAUAUGAAGCAGUGCUUUUGGGUGGCCUGCCUGAGAACGGUCUGGCACGGGCUGGAAUGAAAAUCCGCAGCAAAGUCUGGAUCGGUGCAGAGACUGCCAACACCUUCAUGCUGAAGCUUGUGGACCCUGAAAUCUUUGAGUACAGUGGCAUCUGGCCCAAAGAUGCUUUCGUUCCAGCCACCAAGCUCACCGAGGCCCUGGCUGCUCAGCUCUCGACACCCGUGAAGUUUGAGUAUUCCAGUGGUGUGGUUGGCAGAGUGUUUGCACCGGAUGGCAUCUCUGCAACUGUGCUGAAUAUCCACAGGGGAAUCAUCAACAUCUUCCAGUUGAACAUCAAGAAGACUCAGAACGUCUAUGAGCUGCAAGAGCCUGGAGCUCAAGGUGUGUGCAAGACCCAAUACGUCAUCAGUGAGGAUGCAGAGGCUGACCGCAUCAUGCUGACUAAAACCAAAGACCUGAACAACUGCCACGAGAGAAUUAUUAAGGACAUUGGGUUGGCUUACACAGAAAGAUGUGCAGAGUGUGACGCUAGAGGAAAGAUCCUGAAGGGAGCGGCUGCUUAUAAUUACGUCAUGAAGCCAGCAGCAUCAGGUGCUCUGAUUUUGGAGGCAACUGCUACUGAGAUCGUCCAGUUCUCACCUUUAAACAUCAUGAACGGCGCUGCCCAGAUGGAGUCUAAGCAAAUCCUGACCUUUAUGAAUGUCGAGAAGACCCCAAUUGAGCCCAUCAGAGCGGAAUAUAUUCACCGCAACUCGCUUCAGUAUGAGUUUGGCAGUGAGAUUUUCCAGACACCCGUCCAGCUUUUGAGGAUCACCAAUGCCGAGGCUCAGGUACUUCAGGGAAAACACCAUCUCAAAUCAGAUUUUUGUUGAACUGAUCCUGUAGCAGCAACACACUUUAACAUGGGAAAUAUUUUUGUUUCCUCCCAGAUUGUUGAGAUCCUGAACCACCUGGUGACCUUCAAUGUGGCCAAGGUCCAUGAAGACGCUCCUCUGAAGUUUAUUGAGCUCAUCCAGCUGCUGCGUGUGGCCAGAUAUGAGAGUAUUAAGGCCCUGUGGGCUCAGUUCAAAGUUAGACCCGAUCACAGGCACUGGAUCCUGAAUGCUGUCCCUGCCAUUGGUAAUCAUGUUGCGCUGAGGUUCAUCAAGGAGCACUUCCUCGCUGGUGAGCUAUCUUUUGCUGAAACUGCUCAAGCCCUGCUGGCAUCUGUUCACAUGGUGACAGCCGACUUGGAGGCCAUCAAGCACGCUGAGGCUCUGACUGUGCACGACAAGAUCCAAGAAAACCCAGUGCUGCGUGAGAUUGUUAUGCUGGGCUAUGGCACUCUGGUUGCUAAACACUGUGCAGAGAACCCAGCUUGCCCAGCUGAGCUUGUGAGGCCCAUCCAUGAACGUGCUGUCCAGGCUGUCUCCAGCAGUAACUAUGAGGAGCUCAUUGUCACUCUCAAAGUUCUGGGUAAUGCUGGACAUCCGGCCAGCCUUAAGCCAAUCAUGAAGCUGCUGCCCAGCUUCAGUAGUGCUGCUGCUGAUAUGCCAAUCAGAGUUCACAUUGAUGCUGUUCUGGCUCUGAGGAACAUUGCUAAGAAGGAGCCCAAGACUGUCCAGGAAGUGGCUGUUCAGCUAUUCAUGGACAAGGCUCUCCAUCCAGAGCUCCGUAUGGUUGCAGCUAUCGUGCUGUUUGAGACCAGGUUGCCCAUGGGUUUGGUGACUACUGUUGCCGAUGCCAUCUUGAGAGAAACAAACUUGCAGAUUGCUAGCUUUGUGUACUCUUACAUGAAGGCCAUGACCAGGAACACCGCUCCCGACUUUGCCUCUGUUGCUGCUGCCUGUAAUGUUGCUGUCAAGAUCCUCAGCCCCAAAUUCGACAGACUGAGCAACCGCUUCAGCAGAGCUUUCUAUUUCAAUGCCUACCACAACCCCUGGAUGAUAGGUGCGGCUGCCAGCGCCUUCUAUGUUAAUGAUGCUGCAACUGUUUUGCCAAGAGCCAUCGUGGCCAAAGCUCGCACCUACAUGGCAGGAGCUUAUGCAGAUGUAUUGGAGAUUGGAGUGAGAAGUGAGGGAAUCCAGGAGGCCCUUUUGAAAAACCGUGAAGCUCCUGAGAAUGCUGACAGAAUCACCAAGAUGAGACAAGUUAUGAAGGCUGUUUCUGAGUGGAGGGCUCAUCCUUCAAGCCAGCCCCUGGCCUCUAUGCAUGUGAAAUUCUUUGGACAGGAAAUAGCAUUUGCCAACUUUGACAAAGCCAUUGUUGAUCAAAUUAUUGAGUUUGCCAGUGGUCCAGCAAUUCACACUUAUGGGAAAGAGGUUUUGGAUACUCUGCUGUCUGGUUUCACAAUCAAUUAUGCUAAACCAAUGCUGGUUGCUGAGAUUCGUCGCAUCUUUCCCACCACUGUUGGUCUGCCCAUGGAGAUCAGUUUCUAUACUUCUGCAGUGGCUGUUGCAGCUAUUGAAUUCCAAGCAACUGUGACACCACCUUUGCCCGAGAAUUUCCAUGUUGCCCAGCUUCUGAAGUCUGAUAUCAACAUUAGGGCUGCUAUUGCACCAAGUGUUGCCAUGCAUACCUACGCAUUUAUGGGAGUGAAUACUGAUUUCCUCCAGGCUGCACUGAUGUCAAAAGCCAAAGUUUACACAAUUGUUCCUGCAAAGAUGGAAGCAAGAAUUGAUGUCAUUAAGGGCAACUUCAAGCUUCAGUUCCUUCCUGUUCAAGGCAUCGAUAAGAUUGGAUCUGCACUUGUUGAGACUGUUGCUGUUGCAAGGAACGUAGAAGACCUCGCAGCUGCCAAAUCCACACCAAUUAUUCCAGCUGAAGUUGCAGCGCGGGUGUCAAGCGAGACCUUUACUUCAAAGAUUUCUAGGGUAGCAUCCUCUCUGGGCAUUGCCUCGUCAGAAUCAGCUGAAAUUCGAGCCGACCUGCCAAGCAACAUUGCCAGGAAACUUAAAGUCCCCUAUGCCAUCAAGGAGAAAAUAUGUGCUGCAAUUAAAACCUUUGGAAUCAAGGCAUGUGCUAAGACUGAAUCUCGCAACGCUGCCUUCAUCAGGGACUGCCCACUCUACGCCAUGAUUGGAAAACAUUCUGUCAAUGUUGAGGUUGCUCCAGCUGCUGGACCAGUCAUCGAGAAGAUUGAAAUUGAGAUUCAGGUUGGAGAUAAAGCAGCUGAAAAGAUCAUCAGAGUGAUUAACAUGAGCGGGGAAGACGACCAGCUCGAGGACAAGAAUGUCCUGAUGAAACUCAAGAAAAUCCUGGUUCCUCGUGUGAAGAACAGCACAACAUCUUCUUCCAGUUCCAGCAGCUCCAGCAGCUCCAGUUCAAGCAGCUCAUCCUCCUCCUCAUCUUCCACCCGUAAAGUUAUUAGUCUCAUCAACAGGAGCUCCAGCAGCUCCUCCUCAUCUUCCGGCCGCAAAGAUAUUACUCUCAUCAACAGGAGCUCCAGCAGCUCCUCCUCAUCUUCCGGCCGCAAAGAUAUUACUCUCAUCAACAGGAGCUCCAGCAGCUCCUCCUCAUCUUCCGGCCGCAAAGAUAUUACUCUCAUCAACAGGAGCUCCAGCUCCAGCCAGUCCAGCGCCUCCUCAUCCAGCUCCAGCGAGGAGCAGUCAAAGAAAAAACAGUAUGAGAUGAAGUUUACCAAGAGCCAUGUCCACCAGCAUGCCCUCUCCACAGGUCGUGUCAACAGCAAGAGCAGUGCCUACAGCUUUGAAGCCAUCUACAAUAAGGCCAGGUACCUCGCUAAUACUGUCACUCCUGCCAUGACCAUUCUCAUCCGUGCUGUGAGAGCCGACCACAAGUUACAGGGAUACCAGAUUGCAGCUUACUUAGACAAAGCUACUGCAAGACUGCAGGUCAUUUUUGCCAACCUGGCUGAGGAUGACAAUUGGAGACUCUGUGCCGAUGGUGUGAUGCUGAGCAACCACAAGCUGAUGGCCAAGAUUGCCUGGGGCAUUGAGUGCAAACAAUAUGAGACUGAGAUCAGAGCUGAGACUGGUGUCGUGGGUCAAGAGCCGGCAUUCCGCUUGAAGAUUUCUUGGGACAAACUUCCAAAAUGCAUGAAGCGCUACGCUAAGGAGCUUUCUAGGUACAUUUUGCGCAGUGCUACAGAGAUGGGUGUAAGCCAGGCAAGGGGCAGGAAUGUUCGUAAUCAGGUCAUACUGACUAUGGCUGCUGCUUCUGAGACAAGCCUGAAUGUUGUGCUGAAGACACCAAAGAUGACCAUUUACCAACUUGGUGUGGGUAUCCCUGUUUCUCUGCCACUGGGAAACACGGCUUCUGAGCUGCAAGCCUACCAGAACAACUUGGCUGACAAGAUCACCUACAUGAUCAGCAAGGCUAAUGCAGCUGAGUGUGCCAUGGUCAAAGACACACUGACCACAUUCAACAACAGGAAAUACAAGAUGCAGCUGCCCCACUCUUGCUACCAGGUUUUGGCUCAGGAUUGCACCCCAGAACUUAAAUUCAUAGUUUUGCUGAAGAGAGACCAAUCACAGGAGCAGAACCAUAUCAAUGUGAAGAUCGCAAACAUCGAUGUUGACCUGUAUCCCAGGGACAGUGAAAUUGUGGUGAAGGUUAAUGGAGUAGAAAUCCCCACCAGCAACCUGCCAUAUCAGCAUCCCGGAGGCAAAAUUCAGAUCAGACAGAGUGAGAUGGGCGUUGCUCUCUAUGCUCCCAGCCUUGGUCUUCAGGAGGUCUACUUUGAUAUGAAUACACUGAGGGUUAAAGUUGUGGACUGGAUGAAAGGACAGACUUGUGGACUCUGUGGAAAGGCUGACGGCGAAAUCAGACAGGAGUACCGCACACCCAACAAACGCCUGACCAAGAGUGCAGUCAGUCACGCCCAUUCCUGGGUUCUGUCUGGAAAGAGCUGCCGUGAUGCCUCUGAAUGUUACAUGAAGCUUGAAUCUGUGAAGUUGGAGAAGCAGAUGAACCUCUAUGGCCAGGAGUCCAAAUGCUACUCUGUUGAGCCUGUGCUGCGCUGCCUGCCCGGCUGCAUACCAGUGAGGACAACCACCGUCACUGUUGGCUUCCACUGCCUGCCUGCUGAUUCUAACCUGAACCGCUCUAUGGGUCUGAGCAGAAUCUAUGAGAAGAGUCCUGAGGUGAGGGAAUCAACAGAGGCCCACCUGGCCUGUCGCUGCACCGCUCAGUGCACUUAAUCUCAUUGCCUUAAUACUUUUGUCCUUGUUUCAUGCGAGUACUGUUGAUUACUUUGUUUGAACUGUAAAUUUCAAUAAAUUGCUGAAGCAUGUGAA